AUGGCUGCAUAUAAAAAAUAUUCCUUAGUUUUCCUUACCUUAGUCCUGGCUAGACAUCCUACUCACGAGGAAGCAGAGGAAAACAUGUCCCAGUUCAUGAGUGUCCUUCGGCAGGAGCAAUUUGUUGCGGGCUCACCUCGAUUUAACGAUGUUCUGGGCAACGCCAGGGCCAUUGUCGAGUAUCAGGACAAAGGAUUCAUUGGAAUCCGGAGCAUUUUCCAGUGGAUGACCAGCCCGAAUCCUCGCAACGAUGGCGUCGACAACUUUAUGCAGUUCUAUACUGACGAAUCAAGUGGCUAUAUAGGCAUUCAAAACUACGACAAGAGCUCCAAGUUUACGAUUCUGUUUUCCGUUUGGGAUGCACUCGAUGCAUUUCCGGGUGAUGAUUUCGCGUGCGAAACUUUCGGCGGAGAGGGCGUCGGCUACAAGUGCUCCAACAGCACGUUCCCGCUGAUCAGCAAUGCCAUAUACUUCCUCGAUGUGCAGAUCGAGGGCUCUAUCUUCAAGGGCUAUAUCUCGGAUCCACAGGAGAAUCUCGACAGUGUGACCAGCAACCAGGUGACCCGUCACUUGAUAGGCGAAAUCAUCACUCCGCACGAAAAGCUAAAUAACCUCAUACCCUUCGGAUACUACAACGAGAACUAUCGCGAUAAGGACACCUGCAGCGAAGCCUUUGAACUGGUCACUGUCCAUCAAUACACGAAGUAUGCCCAUGCCAACACAAAGUUCUCCGAGGCCUAUCUCUACAACACUGAGUGUAAGGUGGAGAAUAUUUUGGUGGCUCUAACGGCGGACAAGAAGAGCACCAUCUACUUCACCAGACCCACGGUUUUGGGUCUUUAUAAUUGA
Drosophila santomea is the source of this 849-nucleotide messenger RNA. RefSeq lists its product as uncharacterized. Lineage: Eukaryota; Metazoa; Arthropoda; Insecta; Diptera; Drosophilidae. The record is from RefSeq and is a predicted model, not a curated record.